Homalodisca vitripennis (glassy-winged sharpshooter) is the source of this 1301-nucleotide messenger RNA. RefSeq names its product shematrin-like protein 1. The coding region runs from base 301 to 843 and encodes 180 amino acids. The record is from RefSeq and is a predicted model, not a curated record. The transcript is spliced from 3 exons. Lineage: Eukaryota; Metazoa; Arthropoda; Insecta; Hemiptera; Cicadellidae.
CAUAGCUGGAUGGAACAAUAAAUUAGUUUUAUUUACAGUGUUGAACAGUGAUAAUAUAAAUUGUGAAACAUAUUUUUACGUUAAUGUAUCAUUUUCUAAAAGUAGUUAUAUACUUUGUUACUGUAAUUACAAGACUGAAGUGUUUUGCUUCCAAAACUAAGGAACUUUACUACGAAGAAUCCGAGAGACUUCAGCUAUCUGACUUGAUGUCAGCCUUCGAGGACAAGAGUGAAAUGCUUCCAGAUAUAGUGCAAGAAGGAAGGAGAAUGGUGUUCACAGUUCCUACCCCUUCGUCGAGGGAUGAAGACAACCUUUAGUGAUACAGCCGCUGUAUUCUUGAUUGCUUACGCGACCGCCUGUGGGUCCAGCGAGGUCGACUCCACCCCUAAACCGACCUUGAAGAGUUACAACAACCCCGUCCAAAAGGGCAAUGACUUAAGCAGUUCCUCCUCUAAAGGCUUUCGUAGUUACGGAGGUCCAAUCUAUAAAGACUACGAGUUCAGCGAAGGAGGUCACAUCUAUAAUGACUACGGGUUUGGCGUGGGCGGCGCUAUCUACAAAGACUACGAGUUCAGCGAAGGAGGUCACAUCUAUAAAGACUACGGGUACGGCGGCGUAGGCGGCCCUGUUUAUAAGGAUUUUCCCCAUCACGGAUUCGGUGGUCCAAUCUAUAAGGACUAUUCAAGUUUACCCUUAUUCGGCUCCCACAGUGGGGGCUAUCCAGAGUUUCAUAUCUACAAGCAUUACGGCUACCAUAGUCCGUCUAUCUACAAGAAAUAUGGAAUUAUUCCCAUCGUUAAAGGCUACGGACAUGGAGGUUAUGGAUACGACGAGUUUCAUUAAACUCCUGCAAAUUUCAAGAUUUCAUGACACAUAAAACCACAUUAUUGCUUUACAUAAUGUUAAGUCUGAGAUCAUAUUAAGAUUGAACUGUAUGAAUUUAAAAGUUUGUUUAAAAUAUUCAAACAGGGGACAUAAACAACUUUACUUAACAAUAUUGAUAACUAAAAUUAUUAUCCAGAGGUGAAUUUACGUUUGUCUAAGAAGUUUGUUGCGUUAGUUUCAUUUUCUAAGCAUGACCGUUUAUAAGACUGAAUAUUACGUAAAAUGGUAAGUUUAUAUGGUUAUAAUUCAUAUGGAUAUAAUAACUUGUUAUAUUUUAAACUUUUGAUAUGUUAGAAUUAUAUUGUUAGUAUGUUAUCUGUCACGUAGCAGACAUAAAAAUGACAAAGCUGUUUGUAUUUCAUAGGAUUAAGAUUUUUUGCUUAAGUAGUUUAAAAAUAAUAAAAUGUUAAGUUAAA